AUCUCGCGGGGUUUCGAGAAGCCCCUCCCCUCCCACGUCGGUCCCCGCCCCCUUCUUCUCCUCCUCACCUCAGCUUCCCUCCCCUUCCCCCGCCGGAACAUCUCCUGAGGGGACUAAUAUGGUCGCCAGCGAUGGAGCCGGCCAGGCCAGACUGCCCGUUCCAGCACUUAAUUGAGCUUUUGGAAGACAGUCCGGGAAAGAAGUUCUACAACAUUGCUAAACUCGGAGGCCCCAAAUAUGAUACCCUGCCUUACUCUAUACGGGUACUCUUGGAAGCCUCCGUUCGUAACUGGGACGGCUUCCUAGUGAAAGAAGAAGAUGUGAUGAAUAUCUUGGACUGGAAAGCAAAACAGAACAAUGUUGAAGUGCCCUUCUGUCCUGCCAGAGUGCUCCUCCAAGACUUUACUGGGAUUCCUGCGAUGGUGGAUUUUGCUGCGAUGAGGGAAGCUGUGAAAAAUCUUGGAGGAGAUCCCUCCAGAGUUCAUCCUGCCUGCCCGACAGAUCUCACCGUGGACCAUUCUUUGCAGAUUGACUUCAGUAAAUGUGCAAUACAGAAUACUCCCAAUCCCGGAGGUGGGGAUCCGCAAAGGCCCCCGGCAAAACUCUCUCCCCUUAAAGCACCGCGGAAGCUUCCAUGCAGAGGCCAGGCCAGCUGCAGAGGACCCUGCGACGGCGAGUCGAGCCGUAACUCGGGACCGCUUUCGGUGCAGAUCGAGAACACGCCUCUGCUGUGUCCUUUUCAUCUUCAGCCAGUGCCUGAGCCUGAAACUGUGUUAAAAAACCAGGAGGUGGAGUUUGGUAGAAAUAAAGAGAGACUCCAGUUUUUCAAGUGGUGCUCCAAAAUGAUUGAGAACGUCUCAGUAAUUCCUCCUGGGACAGGAAUGGCCCACCAGGUGAACCUGGAGUAUUUGUCCAGGGUGGUGUUUGAUGUGAAAGAUUUCCUCUAUCCCGACUCCGUGGUUGGCACCGAUUCCCACACAACAAUGGUAAAUGGUCUGGGAAUCUUGGGAUGGGGUGCUGGUGGAAUCGAAACAGAAGCGGUCAUGUUGGGAAUGCCAGUCACCCUGACCUUACCCGAGGUGGUUGGGUGUGAACUGACUGGCACGGCCAGCCCACUCGCCACAUCAAUAGACAUCGUCCUGAGCAUCACCAAGCAACUAAGGCAAGCGGGAGUGUCUGGAAAAUUCGUGGAGUUCUUUGGGCCCGGCGUUUCCCAGCUCUCUGUAGUUGACCGAACCACAAUAGCAAAUAUGUGUCCAGAGUAUGGUGCCGUUUUGAGCUUUUUCCCAAUAGACAAUGUGACCCUCAAGCAUUUAAAACAUAAAGGCUUCGACGAGGCUAAGCUGAAGUCCAUGGAAACAUAUCUUAAAACUGUGAAACUAUUUAGGAAUUAUCAGCUUUCCACAGGAGAACCUGAAUAUUCCCAGACUGUACACAUAAACCUGGGUUCCAUAAUGCCAUGCGUCAGUGGCCCCAAAAGGGCGCAGGACAGAGUGGCCGUUACGGAUAUGAAAAGCGAUUUCCAGGCAUGCUUGAAUGAGAAGGUUGGUUUUAAAGGCUUUCAGAUCUCCCCCGAGAAGCAAAGCGACGUGGUUCCAGUUGAGUUUGAAGGGAACGAGUACAAGCUGGCUCACGGGUCGGUUGUCAUUGCGGCGGUGAUCAGCUGCACAAACAACUGCAACCCCUCCGUGAUGCUAGGAGCAGGAUUGUUGGCCAAAAAAGCCGUCGAAGCUGGACUGACGGUUAAACCUUAUAUAAGAACGAGUUUGUCACCCGGCAGUGGAACGGUUACGCAUUAUCUCAGUUCCAGUGGAGUGCUGCCAUACCUCAAGAAACUUGGAUUUGAUGUUAUUGGCUAUGGAUGCUCAACAUGCGUUGGGAAUACCACUCCUUUGCCAGAAUCCAUUCAGAAUGCGAUAAUGCAGGGCGACUUAGUCGCUUGUGGAGUUUUGUCAGGAAACAAAAACUUCGAAGGCCGCCUCUGCAGCUGCAUCCGUGCCAACUACCUUGCUUCUCCGCCUUUGGUUGUUGCUUAUGCUAUAGCAGGGACUGUGAAUAUUGAUUUCCAGACUGAGCCAUUAGGAGUUGAUCCUGCCGGCAAAAGCAUCUUCUUGCACGAUAUUUGGCCCAGUAGAGAAGAGCUUCAACAAGUAGAAGAAGAAUUAGUGAUAUCGUCCAUGUUUAAGGAGCUGAAGGAGAAAAUGGAGAAAGGAAAUAAGCGAUGGGAUUCUCUAGAAGUGCUGGAGUCAGUUUUAUUUACAUGGGAUUGGAAGUCAACAUACAUUAGAUGCCCUUCCUUUUUUGAUAAGCUUGCCAAAGAACCACUUCCCGUUCAGUCCAUCGAAAACGCGCACGUCUUGCUGCAUUUGGGAGAUUCCGUCACAACCGAUCACAUCUCGCCCGCCGGGAGCAUCGCGAGAGGGAGCGCCGCAGCCAGAUACCUGCUGAGCAAAGGCCUCACCCCCCGCGAGUUCAAUUCUUACGGCGCCCGUCGAGGGAACGACGCCGUCAUGACGAGAGGCACCUUUGCGAACAUCAAGCUGUUCAACAGAUUCAUCGGGAAGCCGGCUCCUAAAACGAUUCACUUCCCAACAGGAAAGACGAUGGAUGUAUUUGACGCAGCAGAGGCAUACCAGAAAGAGAACGUCCCUUUGAUUAUCUUGGCGGGUGCAAAGUACGGUCAAGGGAACUCCAGAGACUGGGCUGCCAAAGGACCUUUCCUACUGGGCGUGGUAGCAGUUAUCGCCGAAAGCUAUGAGAAGAUCCACAAAGGGCACUUGAUCGGGAUUGGCAUCGCUCCGCUUCAGUUCCUCCCGGGGGAAAGCGCCAGUUCUUUGGGCCUGACUGGCAAAGAGCAGUUCUCUAUCUCCUUUCCUCAAAAGCUGUCUCCUGGGAUGACCCUAGACGUAAAGACAAAUACCGGGAAACUGUUCCGCGUGAUUGCCUCUUUCGACAACGAUGUGGAAAUAACAUUGUACAGACAUGGCGGCAUUCUCAACUAUACAGUCCGAAGGCUCUUGUAGAGCCCAGCUUGGCAACCUCGGGGGAGGGCCGACCCACUGACUCCUGGCGCGUCCCCCCGCCUGCCGCCGACUGUGCUCCCACCGUGCUCGGAUACGUCAUCCUGGAUGUAAAAGAUUGUGAAUCGUCGUAGGGACUGCAGCGAGAUCCUUCCUGUUUUUUUUUUAAACAAAAUUUAAAUGAUACUCAAAUGGUGCUAUUGAGAUUGCUAAAAAAAAAAAUUGACGUGCGUGUUGUGGAAGAGAGCUGUAAGUAUGGGGGGAGGGAGGGGGGUUGGCUCCGGCCGCUCUGUAAAUAAUCUGCGUAAAACCUGAAACUGAAUUGUGAUGAAGAUUUUAAGCCGGAAGAUUUUCUGAUGUUAGCUGCUGCUGCUGCUUCUUUUUUUCCCCUUUCUCCUUUCCCAGUUCUUGCACCUUUUAAAAUUUUCUCGUCGCUGUUUGUUGGUUUGAGGGGCAGCAUAUGGUUUGAAAAAUGAAGGCCCCCUCAGAUUUCCCAAAUUCAGAGCGGAGGCUCGGGGCCCAGCCUACCAACCAUAGGCCCGGAAAGUCGAAAGGAGCCAGAAACAAGGUCCAAAGACUUCUGUGUCCUCUGAUGCCUUUAACCCAUUUCAGAAAAAUUAAUAUUUACAGACAACAAAAGGCGAUGCCAUUCUCAAGCAAAACCAGGUGAAUUUUUGGCAGGCCACUGUGAAGUAGGUCUUAAUUUAGGCCUUUGCUUCACACACACCAACCCACUCUGCAAAAUUAGCAGCAGUCUCCCUCCCACGAUUUGCCUUUAGGAGCCAGAGACAUGCGGUUGUAACAAGGCCUAUCCUUUGCAACCCGUCACAGAGGACGUGCGCGGCAACCUCCACUUUCCACACUCUCUUUUUUAAAUCUAGCCCACCUUUCCAGUUUUUUCCCUUUCUGCUUUAGCGUGUGACUGAAAACGCUGGUGCUGCGCUUGGCCCAGGGAAGAUUGUAAAAAAAAAAAUCCAACCCUUUUUGAAAUAACCGAGACGUCUUUUGUGGCCUUCUGUCGUUCCUAUUUUAAUUAGAUGGGAGAGCCCCUCUUACGACUUCCUGUUAUAACCACGCCAUCUGUCCUGUUGUUUGUACUGGUAUCAGGCUUGCUCUAGGAACCCAGAUCAUCAAUUUGUAUUCGGAAAGGGCGUGAACGGUGUCUCAGCCAGAAAGGCAGAAGAUGUGGCUUUUUCAAUUAAUUAAUCCUGUUGGGAGUUCCCCCCCCCCCCUUUAAAGCAUUCCGUAUCUUUUGAAAACAGACGUAUGUUCAAUUUGGUUGAUAAGCAGUUUAAUAGCAAGAAGGUAACCCGCAAUUUGAGCGCCACCUCAAAGAGCAGACGCUAACACCGGUCUCUGCAUUACUCAGUGGGGUUCUCCGCCCCCAGAAAUCACUCUUGGUAAUUUUAGUUCCGCAAACCGAAGCAGUUUUUGUGCAUAUGUCUUUUUAAAAAUUUUUAUGCCAUACAAUGUGUGCUACUUGUGAAUGUUAAUACAUCACAAAAAUAUUCGCUGAUUUUAUGAAAGAACCUCUUAUUUGGAUAAAUAUUAGCCUCUGAAAAUUUAGUCAGAUGGCUUUGGAAGUAUCAUGUCAGAAAUAUGAAACUUUUGUUUUGAAACGAAUCCCUCUUCUUGGGUAAGCCUUCCGAAACCUGGGUCGCUUUUCAGGCAAAAAGAGCACCAUGAAAUAUAUAAAGAGAUUGUGGUUUUGUGCGUGGGUAAUUUAGGUGGGGAGGAGUCUUCUGUACCUGUUUCAGAAUUCAGCAUUUUCACCAUAUCAGCUGCGCUGUCGUGUUUUUAAUCAAAAGCCAAAUACUUCCUUUCAGUUUUCCUGUCGAUACACUGACAUUUCUAAACAUGCCUCUUAACUUCCAUAAUUGGCAUCCGAAUGAAUUUAAUAUUUGAAGAAUACAGUUGCAUCCUGGCAAACAGCAGUCAUUAUUGAGGAGACAGUAAUUCAUGGGCUGUCCUGCGUUAUCAUUCUCCCUGCUUGUGCGUUCCUGUCGCUUUGGGAGGGGAGUGGGCUCCAUUACACACUCAUCCAACAUAAAGACCUGCAAGUUUAAAUCCGCAGGAAAAUAAGUAGGACAUAAAACAGUGUAAUAUAAAAUCGACCAAUAGAGAAAGCAAAGACAUGCAGAACAGGGAAGAAACCUCUCCCCCCCCCCCCCCGCAAGCAACAGGAACACACAAGCAAGAGAAAUUAGGAUGCAGAAAAGCCCUGUAACGGAAUGGUACCCAAAUGCAUCCUUUCCAGCCUGAUAGAAUCUUCUCUUCGUGCUGACUAUAGAUCCUAAUUUCCAAAGCAGACAACAAAGCUAUGAGGAUCGUCCCAAUGUGACUUCAUCUAAGCGCACAGCGUUUCCUAGUCCUAAACCCAUACCUGCAGAGCCCUGCGAGUCUUCCUUGGAAAAGGUGUAUUGAAAUGGCACAUUUGGAGUUAUCACACAAGCUUCCACACUUAACGUCUUUGGGAGCGAGACCGGCACUGACAGUAUUAUGGAUUUAAAUGCCAUCUAGAAGCUAAACACGCGUGCCCGCACACAGAUGCUGGGGCACUCGGUUUCUAUAGACCGCCCCAGUUUCAUUUGCAAAGUGAGCUCUCCAUGCUGUGUCCUUAAGUCAGCGGCAACCUGAAAGUACACAGUUUACCCUUCCUGGCUUUGCGGGACUGCAACAACUUCAAGGUGUCUUUAGUGAUAUUUUCCCUCCCUUUUUGGUUCACCCUACAAGUUAGAUUAAUGCAAAGACAUUUUGAGACUCCCUGCGUUAAACUGCCAGGCGGUAGAGAAACCCUUCUGAAGUUGUUAGGCUGUUUUCCAACUUGGGAGCAGACUGGGAUUACUUCCGGGUUAUGCUUUUAAAGCGUGCCACUCCCCACGAACUUGGGAGGAGUUACUUCAGAGUAAAUGUACGUAGGGUGGGAGCUGUGUGUCUCGGAUUGCAGUGUCCACAGCUCACUUGUCGUGGAUAAGUUUAUAAGGAAUUCUGCCCUCCCACUUGCUUGAUCGAGCCAAAAUGAAUUUUAGUCUUGGGACACAGAGAGACUGUGCUUUUCCGAUCUUUCCCCCCCACCCCCCGGUGUGCAAAUCAGCUCUUCACGUGAUCCUAUUGGUUUGGGAAUUUUCUCCAUCUCUUAGCCCAACAGUACUGUGUACUUUACACAGAAUGUUUGAGGAGAUUAAAUUAAGUGUAAAAACCUCCGAGGGUUUUUACCGAGGGUUUCCGAUGCCAGCGGGAAGUGUUUUUUUGUCCCCUGAGCUUUCUCUCCAGUUUCGUUUGGAAGGGGGAGGGAAGCUUGUAUUCUUGGCCCCCACCACCAAAUCCAGGACGGUGUUCUAUAAACCUUUCGAAAGCGAGAAACAAACGCAUAUCGUUCCUCGCAUCUAAGCAACUGCAAGCGUAAGGUCUGCUCUUUCAAGCCAACAAACCAGUAUCAUAGUUUUUAAGUUCACUAAUAAGUAUUGUAUAGAAAUCUUAAAAAGGACAGAAGUUUGAUUUGCUGACAACUGUGCAUAAAAUGUUAAACUGGUGUAAAUUAUUUUUUAAUAAAGAAAGUUGUACCAUGUG
This is a messenger RNA of Heteronotia binoei (common prickly gecko), 6590 nucleotides long. It is a transcript of the gene IREB2, whose product is annotated as iron responsive element binding protein 2. The coding region runs from base 132 to 3023 and encodes 963 amino acids. Gene Ontology annotation, molecular function: 4 iron, 4 sulfur cluster binding; iron-responsive element binding; aconitate hydratase activity. Lineage: Eukaryota; Metazoa; Chordata; Lepidosauria; Squamata; Gekkonidae. The transcript has 22 exons. The record is from RefSeq and is a predicted model, not a curated record. Gene Ontology annotation, cellular component: cytosol; mitochondrion. Gene Ontology annotation, biological process: tricarboxylic acid cycle; citrate metabolic process.